UUGGCCAGGGUCACAAGAUUAGUAAGAGUUUGAGCUUAAAUUUGAACUCAGGUCUUCCUGAUUCCAGAUCCAGCGCUUGAUCCACUGUACCACCUAGUUUUUCCUAGUAUAGUGUACUGAAAAGAGUUCUGGUCUUAAUCUGAGAAGACCUAAGUUUGAGACCUCAUUCCACCACUAACCGUCUUCUCUUCAGCAAAUUACAGAAUUCUAGAGAUUGAAGAAACCUCAGGAAUAGAAUUAAAUUGUUUGAGUGCAAAGACCAGCUUACUCUUGAUUUGUAUCCCUAGUGCCUAGUGCAGUGUCUGGCCCAUGGUUGGUAUGUUGAUUUAUUAGCUUCAUUGUACAGAAGACAAGACUAGAGCCCAGAACUUCUUGACUGCAAUCAGUAGCUUUGGAAGCACAGAAUUGGGGAUCCGUCUGCUUUUGAGCUGCCUUUCUUCACACUGCCGCAUUGUUCUGUCUAAUGUGCUACAAGGAUGAGCCCAGCAUUCGGAGCUAUGGAAGUGGAGCACUAUGCCAAGGGAGUUCUGCUGGAACCUUUUGUUCACCAGGUGGGAGGUCACUCCUGUGUCCUCCGGUUUAAUGAAUCAACCAUCUGUAAGCCCCUCAUCCAGAGGGAACACCAGUUCUAUGAAACCCUCCCGACAGAAAUGCGUAAAUUUACUCCCCAGUAUAAAGGUGUUGUAUCAGUAAGCUUUGAAGAGGAUGAAGAUGGAAACUUAUGUUUAAUAGCAUAUCCAUUAAAAGGGGACCAUGGUAAUUUAGACAGUAUAGAUAAUUCAGACUGCGAACCCAAAAAUAAGCUCUUAAGGUGGGCUAACAAAAAGACUCAUUUACUAGAAACGGAGAAGAUCACCAAGGAGUGGGUCCGACAGCACAGAAAAGAGGAAAAAAUUAAAAGUCAUAAGUUAGAAGAAGAAUUUGAAUGGUUAAAAAGCUCAGAAGUCUUGUACUACAGUUUAGAGAAAAAGGGGAAUGUGAGCUCACAGAUGAAACACCAUAACCCGUGGAGUAUGAAAUGUCACCAGCAGCAGCUACAGCGCAUGAAAGAAAAUGCCAAACAUCGGAACCAGCACAAAUUUAUCUUACUGGAAAAUUUAACCUCUCGCUACCAAGUACCCUGUGUCCUGGACCUGAAGAUGGGAACCCGGCAACACGGGGAUGAUGCAUCUGAGGAGAAGAAAGCUAACCAGAUCCGGAAAUGCCAGCAGAGCACAUCUGCAGUCAUUGGAGUCCGUGUGUGUGGGAUGCAGGUCUACCAGACAGGGAGCGGCCAGCUCAUGUUCAUGAACAAGUAUCACGGGAGGAAGCUCUCUGUCCAGGGAUUCAAGGAAGCCCUCUACCAGUUUUUCCAUAAUGGCAGGUACCUACGCCGAGAACUCUUUGAGCCUAUCAUAAAGAAACUGACAGAGCUGAAAUCUGUGUUAGAAACCCAGGAGUCCUAUCGAUUCUACUCCAGCUCCCUGCUUAUCAUCUAUGAUGGCAAGGAGCUGCCAGAGGUGGCUGUGGACUCAGACCCGGAGGACCUGGAGGAUCUGUCUGAGGAGUCGUCCGAUGAAUCAGCAGGAGCCUACGCCUACAAACCAGCCAUCGGCACGGUGGACAUCCGCAUGAUAGACUUUGCCCAUACUACCUGUAGGCACUACGGAGAGGACAGCAUUGUGCAUGAAGGCCAGGACACAGGCUACAUUUUUGGACUUCAAAGCUUAAUAGAUAUUAUUACAGAAAUAAGUGAUGAGAGUGGGGAAUAAACCAUUUGAACGCAUACCUGUUUGCAGAGAGCACUGUUGCGACUCUUUGUAUUCCAGAGUAUUGGCUGCUCUGGGUUGGGGAGGAGCCCCAGGGAGUGUAAGGGAGGGGCCACUGGAGCUCACAAACCUUGGAGUCUUUAUUUAUUUUACCUAUUUCUUAAACAUUCCAUAUUUGAUGAUGCAGAUACCUCUUUUCUUCCCUGUGUGUAUAUGUUCCAAUAAAACAUUUUUGUUCAUUGUAAAUAUGCGGCUGUCAUUCCUGGUGGGGUGUUUGUAUUAUUAGCAGCUCCCCAGAAACUGUGGAGUAUAGUUUUGAAUUACAUCAGGGUAAGAGCAGACAUGUCUCAUCAACAGAGAUUACUCUCGGAACUCUGAGCCCAAUAAAAUAUAAGACAGAACAGUAGUAGUUCCCCACUCAGGAGAACUUAGCUUGGGCCCUGAGACACCUAAAGUGAAUCAUGUGGUAAUUAUUCCAGGUUUCCUUUCUUUGCCCCUCCUACUAUCUUGGGGUUUCCUUGCCCAUAAAGUUUUGUGGGAUGAACCUAAAAACCUAAAGCUGAGAUGUCAAAAUCAGUACCUUGUGUGGUCCGCACUACUCCCGUAUGCAGCCCAAACCGAAUGCUGAAAUGUAAUUGGGAAAUAUUCAACAAAAUAAAAUAAAAAAAAAAGAAUGCUACAUUUUAAGACUAGUCACUUUAUGGCCCACAGGGAUCCUUAUGUAAUUUAGUGGCCCCAGUUUCUAUUCCUGAGAGGGUGUUUUAAUUCUUAGGUAAUUUGCAUAUUUGGGACUUCCCAGUAUAACCCUUGCAGAAAUAGAUCAUGUACCAUUGGGAUAAGGAUUGGUGGGGUUAGCCCGAGGCCUGAGCUAAGAUGCUGUGUCACUGUUCAUUAUUCCUCUUGAGUCAUUUAGGUCCCCCUAAUGAUAAAAGCUAAUAUUUCCCUGGUACUUCCUAGUGGGCCAAUAAGCACUUUCCUCCUAACCCCGGGAGGCUAAGUAGCACCAGAAUUACUAGCUUCAUUUUACAAAAAAACAGUAACUCAAAAUAAGGCAGCCAAGGCUCUUCUGCCUCCAAGUUGAGUAUUCUUAAUACCUGUAUCGUGUUUCUACCUUGCAAGAGGUCUAAGAGAUAGGAAACAGGGAGAGUUAAAGAAAUCUGUUCCCAACAUAUGUUAAGUGGGAGAUAGAGGUAGCUUGUGAAACCUUAUCCAGGGUAAUUUUUUGCAGAACCCAAAUGACCCUACACUUGAAAAUAGAACUUUCUCAGACAAUUCAACUACUUAGAAAUUGCUCUUUUUCCUUGUUCCACUAAUCAGAAAUCUUAAGAAUAUUAUUUUUUCUCCUAUUCGUUCCAAAACCAAAGCACAAGUAUUCAAGUUAAUUGGGCCUAUGGCUGUAGCCUGACUAAAUCAAAAGAUUUAUGUAAAGUUGGAAGGAACCAGAGAUCAUCUAGUUCAAUGUUAAUUCCAGGUUUUUGACUAUUCCCUUAGCAGUAAAACAUUUUUGACCAUCUGCCACUAAUAUAUAUGUUUAUUUAUUAAAGUGACACAUAAGUAUUAACGUACUAAUAGUUGUAUAAGAGGUGCACAAAAAUAGAAGCCAAAUGAGAUAAAAGUAUUUAAUACAAAAAAAUUUUUGCUUUCACCAAUUAUAGUUUUACAUGAAAGCACUAUGGACAAUAUACUUCGUUGUAGGAAAUCUUGGUGGUUUAACCCUAGGAUAGAAUAAUUUAAAGGUCUAGUUCUAAGUUUGACCUAUUCUGAUUUUUAGUUUUAAUAGCUAUCAUUUUUUGGGAAAAAAUACAGACAUACAUAGAUCCAAAUGGAAGAAACACAUUCAUUGCUGCUGUAGCUACCAAAUCAUUUUGAGCCCAAUCCAAUUAUACUAAGGUUUUUGGUAAAACUUGGGUUACUGAAUCCCUCAUCUUGUCCUAUGUCCAUCUUUGUGUUUUUAUAUUUUAACAAAAGAGCUCAAAACUCAAAACUCUUCAUCUAAAAGACUGAAAUAGCUUAUAAAAUUCUUUGAGGCUUUUCAUGUUCAGAGUUUUUGUAGGCAACAUGCUUUUACAUUAUUAACAAAAGUGUAGUUUUACAACAUCUUGCUAAUUAUGAGAACUUCAUAGUAUUAGUAAAUAUCUAAUGAUAUGGUAUGUGCUUAGUCAUAAUUGUUAAUGAUAAUGGAUAUAAAUCCAUUUUUCAAAUCUUGUUAAUUUUGGUUUGAGGUAUUAGAUCUGGUGAAAUUGUCAUUGAUUUUUAACCUCAUAAUAAAGUGUCGGCUCUGCCCUUA
Messenger RNA from Sarcophilus harrisii (Tasmanian devil), 4035 nucleotides. It is a transcript of the gene IP6K2, whose product is annotated as inositol hexakisphosphate kinase 2. Gene Ontology annotation, cellular component: nucleus; cytoplasm. Gene Ontology annotation, molecular function: inositol hexakisphosphate kinase activity. Gene Ontology annotation, biological process: phosphatidylinositol phosphate biosynthetic process; inositol phosphate biosynthetic process. The transcript is spliced from 6 exons. Bases 477 to 1751 code for a protein of 424 amino acids. Lineage: Eukaryota; Metazoa; Chordata; Mammalia; Dasyuromorphia; Dasyuridae. The record is from RefSeq and is a predicted model, not a curated record.